Messenger RNA from Emys orbicularis (European pond turtle), 1059 nucleotides. Its product is annotated as ficolin-1-like. NCBI's taxonomy places the organism in Eukaryota, Metazoa, Chordata, Testudines, Emydidae. Gene Ontology annotation, biological process: complement activation, lectin pathway. The record is from RefSeq and is a predicted model, not a curated record. The transcript has 11 exons. Gene Ontology annotation, molecular function: antigen binding; signaling receptor binding; carbohydrate derivative binding. Bases 1 to 1059 code for a protein of 352 amino acids.
AUGAGGCUUAGGAGACAAGUGGAGCUGCCGUUGCAGAGACCAGCACUAGCCAUGGGAAGAGCUGCCCAGAAAACCCUCCUCUCUUUACUCUGUCUAGCAGCAGCGGUUUGUCAGGCUCAGGACACCUGCCCAGAGGUGAGCUUAGUGGGUUUCAACAGUACCGAUAGACUCUCCAUUUUCCAAGGCUGCCCUGGAAUUCCAGGUGUCACAGGGCCCAGAGGAGACCCAGGAAAUGCAGGAACGCGAGGACAACGGGGACCUCCGGGGAUCCCUGGAAAGGCGGGGAAAGCUGGCCCAAAAGGAGAAAGAGGUCCUGCUGGCCCCACUGGAGUGAAAGGAGAUAAAGGAGCCCUGGGAGCUACGGGAGCCCCUGGAACAGCUGUGGAGGAAGACCUGGAAGACAUACAGUGUAAGAAAGGAGCAAAGAACUGCAAGGAGCUGUUAGCCAAAGGGAACAUCAUGAGCGGCUGGUACACCAUCUACCCCCGUGACUGUAACGCCAUGACCGUGCUGUGUGACAUGAACACAGAUGGUGGAGGAUGGAUUGUGUUCCAGAGACGGGUGGAUGGCUCUGUGGAUUUUUACCGUGACUGGAAUUCAUACAAAAGAGGUUUUGGCAGCCGGCUGUCAGAAUUCUGGCUGGGGAACGACAAGAUCCACCUGUUAACAUCCCUUGGUCCCAAUGAGCUUCGCGUCGAUCUCAGAGAUUUUGACAACAACUAUGAAUUUGCUAUCUUCUCAUCAUUCAAAAUUGCAGGAGAGACUGAGAAAUACAUGCUGUUCAUUGGACCCUAUGUUAAUGGCACUGCAGGGGAUUCUUUAAUCGAACACAACGGCAUGAUGUUUUCAACCCAGGACCGUGACAAUGACAUGUCUCUAACUAACUGUGCUGUAGCCUUUAAAGGGGCCUGGUGGUACCGGGAUUGUCAUAUGUCCAACCUGAAUGGAUUAUACCUGAAAGGAGCCCAUGAAAGCUAUGCUGAUGGGGUGAACUGGAAGACAGCCAAAGGGCACAAAUAUUCCUACAAGAUGGCAGAGAUGAAAAUGAGGCCCAUGUAG